Lobosporangium transversale is the source of this 516-nucleotide messenger RNA. RefSeq lists its product as hypothetical. The record is from RefSeq and is a predicted model, not a curated record. Bases 1 to 516 code for a protein of 171 amino acids. Gene Ontology annotation, cellular component: ribonucleoprotein complex; cytosol. Gene Ontology annotation, biological process: translational elongation. NCBI's taxonomy places the organism in Eukaryota, Fungi, Mortierellomycota, Mortierellomycetes, Mortierellales, Mortierellaceae. The transcript is spliced from 3 exons. Gene Ontology annotation, molecular function: ribosome binding; translation elongation factor activity; GTP binding.
AUGGACAGGUGCACAAAGUUACGGACGUCCAUAACAUGUCCAUUAUUACUCACGUCGGCCACAAAAAGUUCACUCUUGCCAGCCCCUUUAUCUCUAAGGCUUGUGUAUUUUGUUUCAUCUGCCCAUGCCAGUGAAAUGGGUUUCACUGGAACGCGUCAAGAUGAGCAGAAGCGUGCUAUUGUCAUCGAGUCCAUUGCAGUUUCCCUUCUCUUCGAGAUGAAUGAGGAUGGUCUUCCCGAUAUCAAGCAGACAUCCAAUGGUAUCGGCUUUUUGAUCAACCCGACUGACGCCUCCGGACAGGCUGACUUCUCAUCCAAGGCCAUUGCUGCUCUCCAUGUCAUGGGUAGUGCUGUCGUUGUCGUCAACUGCGUUCGUAGCGUCUGUAUCCUUGAUACCAAUGGCUCCAAUCUCAUGACCAAUAGGACCAAGGGAAUUGCCUACUUGAGAGGAGCCGAGCGGACUUCUGAAAUUGCUCAGCCCAAUCCCAGUGAGAUUCAGAGGCUGGUUGGACUUUAG